Sorghum bicolor (sorghum) is the source of this 951-nucleotide messenger RNA. RefSeq lists its product as uncharacterized. The transcript has 4 exons. Bases 257 to 808 code for a protein of 183 amino acids. The record is from RefSeq and is a predicted model, not a curated record. NCBI's taxonomy places the organism in Eukaryota, Viridiplantae, Streptophyta, Magnoliopsida, Poales, Poaceae.
CCCCCCUCUCUCCCCCCUCCUGCCUCACCAGAUUUGAUACACAUGCAGACCCUGCUGCCUGUUGCUUCUCAGCAGGGCCAAAAGCUGUUGUGCCUUUGGCCUAGCAUCAGUAGCUACCACUACCAGGAGAUCUUCUUCCCCCUCCUGUGAGAGGUGCCCAACAGCUUCAUCGUCAGAAGAAUCAGCACUUCAGGCAGUAGAAGCUCCUGAGGCAGAGGUUGUUCACAAAGUCUGUUGUUGCUUCAGUUUGCAAAGAAUGAAACCAGAGACAAGACACACUGUCCAGCCCAGCGAGCUGAUACUUGUGUGUGGAGCGGGCAGAGAUAAGAUGGAGAAGGAACACAUCAAGAUGGCCAUGCUGAAGCAAGAACAAACAUUCAGACAGCAGGUUCACGAGCUGCACCGUGUGUACCAUGUUCAGAAGCAGUUGAUGAUGCAGAUGCAGAUAACCAAGACAAACAACUACGGAAACAAAGUUCCCGAAACGCAAACCGAACCGACAGUAAAACUCGAGCGCCAACAAUUGUGUGGUAGCUCAGGCAAGACGGAGGCCAAGCUGGCUGAAGACUUCAACCUGGAGCUGACACUGGCAACUGGGGCUGGAAGGAUGAAGCAGGAGAAGGCAUCCAACUCAGACUCCGAAGCAACAAUGUCGUCAUCGACAUCUGCAGAAUCAGAGUCAGGGCAGAGAUUCAUGCCAAACUCCAAUGUAACAAACCUAAGGUUCCAGAAUGAGAGCAAUAGGCAUGAUGAUCAGGUCAUGCAGUCUCCUUGGCGCUAUCAAUGUUUGAGUCUCAAGAUGGCGUGAAGGAUUAGAUAGGGUUGGCAUGAGAGUGCCCCAGGACUCAAAAAGCUCAAACAAGAGCAAGUGCAUUGCUGCCUGUAUAUUACGAUUUCAUUGCAACUGUAGGAGCGAGCUCAAAAGAAGAAAAUGGAGCAUUUAUGGGCAAA